Messenger RNA from Linum tenue, 1419 nucleotides. Lineage: Eukaryota; Viridiplantae; Streptophyta; Magnoliopsida; Malpighiales; Linaceae. The record is from the annotation of a GenBank genome assembly.
AUGGGUGAAUUUGAAGCACACUGUUCUGCUUUUCCUUGCCGUCUUGGCGACCUGAUCCGACCCGUGAUCUGCCCAAGGGAGAGCCUCUACAUCCUCACCAUAGCCGCCGAGCUUGAAUUGAGAAGAAGCAGGGGCCAGGAGGUGCUGCCGCCAUUGUUAGUGGUGGUUAGGGGUCUUUUGAUUGGGAUUCAAUUGUUGUUGGCGGAGCUCGACUUCAAUCCCACCACCGGGAAGCUCGUGGUAUCUGCGGCAUCGGUAGGGAUGGGUGAAUCGGGGAGAUCGAUGAAGGUUUGCAGGCUUGAGGGCGGCGAUGAGGGAAAGUGGAAGGGGAUGGACGACGUGAUUACGCUUAUUUUGGUUCAUGGAGGUGCUAUGGACAUGUCUGGUGUGGUUCCGAAGUAUGUUGGUGGUGUGGAAGACGUCAUUGACAUUCAUCGUGAUGUCUUGUCUUACUUCGAGAUUACGAAGACCCUUAUUGAAGAUUUGUCCUAUCUAUCGGUUGAAAGGGUUUGGUACUUGACCCCGGGGGAAGACAUGGCUACUGGAUUGCACGAAGUUCACUCUGAUGUGGAAGUCAUGACCUUACUUACAGAUGCUGAGAAAGGAGAUUUGAGGGUCUACUUCGAGGCAACUAAAGACAUUGGUGAGUUUGGCUAUAUGGGUGACAACUAUGGUCAUGAUCCUCAAGGAUCGGAAGAGGAUGGUGAGCAGUCGGCUGUGCCUGAGUUUCUGCGAGGGCUUGUGGAGGCGCUCCAAACAUGCUUGCCAAUGGCAGAGCACAGGAAAUGUGCUCGCCAUAUUCACUCCCAUUUCCGAGAGAAGCAUAAGACAGCAUUAGCAACUGACCUCUACUGGGAGGCUGUAUAUUCGUUGAAUGAGCCUGAUUGGAGGUCUGCGGUGCUGCGAAUGCGUGAGCUAGGAGGUUCUGAAUAUAGAGAUUUCAUGAAUUUUGAACCAGAGCACUUCUGUCGGGUUUUUAUGAAGACUUUCUCCAAAAGCGAUUCAGUUGAGAGCAACAUAUGUGAAUCCUUCAACAAUUGGAUAUUGCGGUUCAGGUCACUGAGAGUUAUUGCAAUGCUGGAGGGGAUUCGUGUUUCAGUUAUGACUCGGCUGGCACCAAGAAGAAGGAAGAAAGGACGUUGCUCUAAGUGUGGAUCCGAGCACCAUAAUGCAAGGACUUGUCCAAUGAAUUUUGGAAUUCAGGCUCCUCAUGUAGGUUCCCAAAGUAGACGUGUGACUGAUCGAGAAAUGCAAAGGGCUAUGCAAGGGAUAGGAACAUAUAUUGAUGAGAAUACAGGGAACAUGUACGCUAGGCUUAGCGCCCGCGUUCCAGGUCCUCGUGGUGCACAACAAACUGAACCGGAUCAGCCUCCUUUCAAUAGCACACAGCCUCCGACGACUCAACCGGAGACACCUUAA